AUGGUCAUGGUUCAUCUUAGAAAGGACAGGUUUCCCAAGGGAAGCCAUAGCAAGUUGAUGACGAGAAGGACUGGACCUUGUGAAAUUUUGGAUAAAUAUGGUCUUAAUGCCUAUAAAAUUGAACUCCCUGAUGAUAUUUCUAUUUCACCUAUAUUUAAUGUUUCUGAUAUAACAUUGUAUAUGAUUCCUACUAGAGUAGAAAGUCCAGGUCAGUCUAUUCAAAAAAGUGAAGAGUGGAUGAAGCACUUACCACCUGAGGAGCUGCCUAAGAUGGAGUGCAUUUUGGAUAGCCAGGAAACCAAGAAAACAAGGCACAAGACCUAUUUUGAGCACUUAGUUAAAUGGAAGGGCCUUCUUGACUCAGAAGCUACAUGGAUGCUAGAGGAAGAUAUCAAAAAGCAGGGUGGUGAUUUGCAGAAGUUGGUCUCUAAGAGUACAUGA
Messenger RNA from Cryptomeria japonica (Japanese cedar), 441 nucleotides. RefSeq lists its product as uncharacterized. The transcript has a single exon. The record is from RefSeq and is a predicted model, not a curated record. The coding region runs from base 1 to 441 and encodes 146 amino acids. NCBI's taxonomy places the organism in Eukaryota, Viridiplantae, Streptophyta, Pinopsida, Cupressales, Cupressaceae.